Molecule: messenger RNA, 629 nt
Organism: Limulus polyphemus (Atlantic horseshoe crab)
Lineage: Eukaryota; Metazoa; Arthropoda; Merostomata; Xiphosura; Limulidae
Product: hillarin-like
Exons: 1
Source: RefSeq, a predicted model, not a curated record
AGGUCACAAACAGGCCACGUUUCAUGAACUUCGAUACUUUGAAGUAGAAGUUCGAAGACGUUAAUUGAAUUUGAGUCUACAGUUCUGUACACAUAGAAAUGGCCCACAGAUAUUGUUCAGGAAGUAGGGAGAGCGUCUGCCUGAGGUGUAACUCGACGGUGUAUCAAGUGGACAAGAUUGGACCGCUUAAAGACUUAACUUUUUUUCACCAGAACUGUUUCAAAUGCUCCGUGUGCGGGACUAAGCUGACCCUCAGGACCUACUACAACAACCAACAGAAUCAAGACGAUAAGGAAGUAUAUUGUAAUAGCCACGUGCCGAGGACUGGCCCUGGACAUUUGGAUGGAACGUCGGUGGGAAUAAAAAGUGCUCUUAAAGCACCUAAACAAAAUAACAUUGUUAACGACCAGAUCAGAGGCUCAGGAAAAGGGACCAUCGACUCUGAUGCCAUCGGCAUAAAAUCUGUUUUAAGUUACGCCAGAGUGCACGAGAAUGAAGGUCGUCAUAGACACCAUUUUGCCGGCACUUUCGACGUCAACGCUCUGCACGUUGCCCAUGGAAUAAACGCCACCAAAGUUCAGAAGCGAUACAGCGUUGAGCAGCGUGUUUGUAAACUGGAUGAGUAUUUG